This is a messenger RNA of Arabidopsis arenosa, 1316 nucleotides long. Lineage: Eukaryota; Viridiplantae; Streptophyta; Magnoliopsida; Brassicales; Brassicaceae. The record is from the annotation of a GenBank genome assembly.
GAGAAUGGAAUCAUGGUACCAUUUGAAGUUUGCUCUAAGAAAUUUUUAACCCACGAGCUCAGGAAUCCAUUCACUUCACGAGAUUCCCUCACCUUUUCUCUGUGCUGCCAAAGGAGGUGGAGCUUCCUACUGGAGAGAUGGUAUCCAUUGGGGUCGAGUAUGAACGGGUGCGUAAGAGGUGCUUUCAGUGUCAGAGGCUUACUCAUGAUAGGUCUCGGUGUCCAUUUAACCCUCAGAACCGGCACUCUAGUGCUACGGGUGGGGUUGAAACUGCUGCUUCUGGUUCAGUUACCAAAAUUACACAACUGGGAACUGAUGAUCCAUUGUUUGGUGUGUUAACUAACGACGAUGUGGGUCUUGAUGCUACAACAGGAAGACCAAAAAUUUCAAAAGAGGUUCUGGAUGAGAUGCGCAGCUACUUGUCAGUGGCUGAUCCUACGGAGAAGCUAGCCCGUAUUGAUAGAGUUAGGAGAUCGGUGUGGAACUUAGAAGGUGACCCGCAAGGACAGAAGACUUUGCUAAGAUUGGAACCGGCAACGGAAGUCACAACUAAUGUCAACAAAGGGAAGGGUCUGGUUUUUGACUUUGACACUAAAAAGGCCAAUUCUCAAAAUGUUGCAGGUGAAAAAUUAAUGGCUUCUGCGAUUAAAGCUAGUACUGCUAUAACAAGAUUCAAUCACGUGGAGGCUCCUUAUACUGAUUCAAGGUCUUUAAAUCCUCUUCUUCAUCCUUGUUCUACGGUGUUUAAAACUGGUGGCAACGCUAGUUCUUCCGGGACAAGUGAUACGAUUAAAAAAUAUCGUCGGAGACCAAGUCAGCAUAAGAGAAAAUCGCAGGCUGCAAAGGAGACUAAGGAGUAUCGAAAACCAGAGUUGGUAUACAGAGAAAAGGUCAAACAAGAUGGAGCGGAUGGUCUGACUUUAAAGAGGAAAGCUGAGGAGGUUGGGUUGUCAUCACCUAAGAUUGCUAGGCGGUCUGAAAAUGAUUUAGCGGUGGUUCCGUAUGAGGAACCGCCGAAGCAAGUAUGAGCAUUCUCAGCUGGAAUUGUCAGGGAUUGAGGAGCUCGCUGACAAUUCCUACUUUAAAGGAAAUGAGACGUGUUCAUUUCCCGGAUAUUUUGUUUCUCCUAGAGACGAAAAACUCUAGUAAUCACGUGUUGAAUGUUAAGCAAUGGUUAGGUUAUGAUUCUGCUCAUAUUGUUGAUCCUGAAGGGUUGAGUGGAGGCUUGGCACUGUUUUGGAAAGCUUCAUAUGACGUUGAGAUACUUCACUCAGAUAGAAGAAUUAUAGACACAAAAAUCAAGAUUGGGUCCUUGU